Molecule: messenger RNA, 2415 nt
Organism: Nicotiana tabacum (common tobacco)
Lineage: Eukaryota; Viridiplantae; Streptophyta; Magnoliopsida; Solanales; Solanaceae
Source: RefSeq, a predicted model, not a curated record
ACUUCGAGGGUAUUGUUGGACCUAUAGUGUAACAAAGGGUAAAAUUGAUCAUAUUCAAAUAGUAUAAGGUGAACCUUUUCCUUUUUUUCUUUUAUCCUUUUUUGCCCUUUUUCUUUUGAGUGAUUUGAAUUAGCGCAUAGUUAAGCAUACGCCAUGGCACAAACCAUGCAAUUCAUCAAAUCCAAGUCCAUAGCUCAUUCUUGCUUCAACUUCACACGCUCAUUCUCCGAUUUUUCAUCUCUCUCCAACCUCUUACAAGGCUGCAUUCCACAUAAUCACCUUCUACAAAUCCAUGCUCGGGUUUUCCGUAUUGGUGCUCACCAAGAUAACCUCAUUGCCACCCGCCUUAUUGGUCAAUACCCAUCAAAUAUUUCCCUCCGGGUACUUCGCGGCCAGUUGAAAAAACCCAAUCUUUUCCCCUUCAACGCCAUUAUCAGGGUUCUUAGUGAAGAGGGAAAUUUCACUGACGCAUUCUUGGUUUUUAACAAGUUAAGAUAUCAGUCCCUUUUGCCUAAUCAGUUGACCUUUUCAUUCCUUCUCAAAGCUUGUUCUCGUUCUGGGAAUUCAUAUUAUGUUCAACAGGUUCAUUCCCUUGUUCUAAAGUUGCGUCUUGGUGAUGAACCAUCUCUCUGUAAAGGGUUGUUAAGUGUUUAUGCUAGGAGUUUGAGAGAGUUGCAUUCUGCGCGUAAGCUGUUUGAUGAAAUGCCUGAUAAGGAUGUUGUUUCUUGGACUUGUUUGAUUUCUGGGUAUGCCAAGUUGGGUUUGUCUGAGGAAGCUUUGUGUCAAUUCUUAUCUAUGGUAAAUAAGAGUUUGAUCCCUGAAAAUGAUACUAUGGUUAGUGUGUUAUCUGCAUGUUCAAAACUUGAUAUGUCAAAUAUUGAGAAAUGGGUUGGGAACUUUUUGUAUGAUUUAGGAAGUUCUGGAUGUGACUCGGUUAGUAUUGUUCUUUGUUACUUGUAUGGAAAGUGGGGAAAGGUUGAUAAGAGUAGGGAAAUAUUUGAACAGAUUUCUGGUGAUGGGAAGAGAAGUGUGCUUCCUUGGAAUGCUAUGAUAGGCGCAUAUGUUCAGAACGGCUGUGCGCUGGAGGGUUUAAGUCUUUUCCAGUUGAUGAUGGAGCUUAAUUGUUGUUGCCCCAAUCAUGUGACGAUGGUUAAUGUGCUCUCAGCUUGUGCUCAAGUUGGUAAUUUGUACCUUGGUUUGUGGGUUCAUGAGUACAUGAAAGGUAGUAGGCAAAAAGGGUUUUUACUUUCAAAUGCAAAUCUUGCAACUGCUUUGAUAGAUAUGUACUCUAAAUGCGGGAGUUUAGAGAAAGCAGGAGAUGUUUUUGACCAAUUGGUUGUUAAAGAUGUUGUUUCAUUCAAUGCUAUGAUCAUGGGUCUUGCAAUAAAUGGUAAAGGCAUGGAGGCGUUAAAACUUUUCUCGCAAAUGCUAGAGCUUAAUUUGCGUCCGAAUGCUAGAACAUUCCUUGGUUUGUUAUGUGCUUGCAGUCACUCAGGUUUGACAGCAGAAGGCCGUCAGAUAUUUAAGGAAAUGAGCCAAUGUUUUUGUAUUGCUCCUAGAUUGGAACAUUAUGCUAGUUAUAUUGAUCUCCUCGCUCGAGUAGGUUAUGUUGAGGAAGCACUUCAAGUUGCUACCUCAAUGCCUUUUAAACCCAACAAUUUUGUAUGGGGAGCUUUACUUGGUGGCUGCAUGCUGCAUAACAGAUUGGAACUAGCCCAAAUUAUUUCAUCCAUUCUUGUUGAGAUGGACCCUAACAAUUCUGCUGGCUAUGUGAUGUUGUCCAAUACAUAUGCCAGUGAUCAACGCUGGAGUGCUAUUUCACGACUGAGGUUGUCUAUGAAGGAAAAAGGAGUAGCAAAGAUGCCAGGAUGUAGUUGGAUUAACAUUGCCGGAGUAGUGCAUGAAUUUCUGGCUGGGUCCUCCUCACAUCCUCAGAAUGAGAGCAUGCAUAGCAUAUUGCAGGUGUUACUGAAGGAGAUGAAGCUAGCAAGUAUUUAGACAACUCACAAGCAUAUUCUUGUUGAGGAGUUACUAUCAGCACUCUUUCUACCAUGCGGUUUCGCGUGCAUAAAGAAUGAGGUUUGGUGGGAUGGAGCUGCAUUAAAGAUCUCUGUUGUUCAGAAAGGAUAUGCGGACUCUCUGGAAGGCACUAGGCUAGUGGAUACUGUCGCUUGGUUUCAUAGGGCUAUCUAUUUGCAGCAUCGACUGUCACAAGUACUCUCUUCAGUGGAGUUAUUUCUGGACUUCAGAUUGCUGCCUUUAUGCUCUUUUUAGACCACUAACAUCAGGAUACUUGUUUGAGCUUCCUGAUACAGUCAGACAAUUUCGAAAGUCUCGAAGAAGCCUGCAAGAGUGGAGCAGUAGUUGGCAUCACACCAUCAGAUGUGUCCUGCAUUGAGAGACAUUAUGAUGAUU